GCAACCUCAAACUCUUGGGCUUAAGCGAUUCUCUUGCCUCAGCCUCCCAAGUAGCUGGGACUACAGGUGCCCGCCACAACGCCCAGCUAUUUUUUUGUUGUUGUUGCAGUUGUCAUUGUUGUUUCAGCUGGCCCAGGCUGAGUUCAAACCCACCAGCCUCAGUGUGUGUGGCCGGCGCCCUACCCACUGAGCUGUGAGUGCUGUCCCCCUCCAAGCUUCUUAAAGAGAAAAGCUAGCAUGAGACUCACCUUCAUUUCAAGGUAGAAGGGCCUUGGCCCUUCCAUUUAAAAAUAGUGAGGGUUGGAGUGGUGGCUCACACCUGUAAUCCUAGCACCCUGGGAGGCCAAGGUGAGAGGAUCCUGGGGGCUCAGGAGUUUGACGCCAGCCUGAGCAAGAGUGAGACCCCUAUCUAUACUAAAAAUAGAAAAAUUACCGGAAUUAUGGUGGGCACCUGUAGUCCUAGCCACUCAGGAAGCUGAAGCAGGGGGCUACCUUGAGCCCAGAAGUUUGAGGUUACUGUGAGCUAGGCAAAGGCCAUGGAUGGCACUCUAGCUUGGGUGACAGAAUGAGGCUGCCUCAAAACAAACAAACAGAAAAAACAGUGAGGAAGUGUGGUAAGGAGGGCUGGGACUGGAAACAAAGAUUGAUCUACUUUUCUCAUUUUGUUCUCAAAAGCCCUUAAACCUUCCAUUUUUCGUCCCUGUUACAGAGGUCUAGGCCAACCAUGCCUGUAAUCCCAGCACUUUGGGAGGUUGGAGGAGGAAAGAUUGCUUCAGGUCAGAAGUCCAAGACCAGCUUAAACAACAUAGUGAGAUUUCCAUCUCUAUGAAAAACAGGAAAAUCAGCUGGAUAUUGUCAUGUACACCUGUAGUCCCAGCUCCUUAGGAGGAUUGCUUGAGCCCAGGAGUUCCAAGACUGUAGUGAGUUAUGAUUGCACCACUACAUUCCAGGCACCUGAGCAACUCAGUGAGACUGUCUCUUAAAACAAACAAACACAAACAAAAAAUAGAGGUGUGGCACUACUUCUAGAAUGCCCCAAAUCUAGGCAACUUUUCCCUUAAAUGAGAAACAGCAGCUAGGUUCGGGCCUUCCCAACCCACAGCCCUCUACCAGCCUUGGUGGACUUUGCUCUGAGGAAUGUUGCAUCACCACCGCCACCACCUCUCUGGGUUUCCUCAGACAUCACAGAACACGUCCCCUGCCCCUGCUUGCUCUGGCUCUCUUCCAUAUGCUCCAGUCUAGUUGGACUCUGGGCAGCCAGCACAGCCAGGGUCAGGGAGUGACUUCCAUGCCUCGUGGCACUGCCACCUGGGCCUGAGCAAGAGGGCUCUGUUUUCUAACGGCAUCCCUCUGCCCCCCACAAUUCCUAACUCCUGUCCUAGUCUCAGUGCUAGAAAUAAAGAGAACAGAAUUCUUCUGGCCAAGAGGCCCUAGGGAAAUAACGACUGGAACUCACAGCUGGUUCAUAGAAACUGCUACAGUAGUGGGCAAGUUAGAAAGACUGGAGAUAUGGCAGAAAAUUGCCCUUCCCCACCUGGCUCAUGUGGAAUUCCCUCCCCCAGUCCCAGGCCUUGGGGACUGAGUAUGUGAAAUCAUCCUCUUUCUUGCAUCAUGCGUGUCCACAUUGCCCCCCCUCAUACCCCUACCUCAAGCCCAGUCAUCAUGGACAGAUGGUGAAACCUGAGCUGGGUGGGGAGGACCUCCACCCCCUGCAAGGACCUGAUGAGCAGCACAGCUGGCCAAUCCUGGGGCUCAGAGGGUAGGUCAGUCUACUGACCAUUAGGUUUGGGAGCCCCCAGCAGUUGGCUCUAAAGAGGCCCCAGGUCAGUAGCCAGACAUGAGCUGUGAGGGUCAAACACAGCUAUCCAUCAGAUAAUCUACUUUCAGCCUUCCUGAGUGCCAGACUAUAGAAGACAGGUGGCCCUAACCUUGGCCAAGGGUAGGUGUGGCACUUGUGUCUGCUGCCACUGUGCCCUCAUUGGCUCCCACGCAAUCAGACUCAACAGAUGGAGCAACUGCCAUCCAAGGCUCCUGACCCAGGGCAGUUCACCAGGAGCAUGGGCUUCCCUGAUGUCCAGCUCUCACUGGUGCUGCUGUGGGUUGUGGUGUGGGCACAGGGGGCAGGAUCUGUGUGUCCCUCCUGUGGGGGCCCCACACUGGCACCCCAAGCAGAGCGAGCUCUGGUGCUGGAGCUAGCCAAGCAGCAAAUCCUGGAGGGGCUGCAACUGGCCAAUCGCCCCAGAAUAACUCGUCCUCCGCCCCAGGCAGCACUGACCAGAGCCCUUCGGAGACUACAGCUGGGGAGUGUGGCUGCAGGGAAUGGGGAGGAGGUCAUCAGCUUUGCUACCAGCACAGAUUCCUCUACUUCAGCCUGCAGCUCCAUGCUCACCUUCCACCUGUCCACUCCUCAGUUCCACCACCUGUACCACGUCCGCCUCUGGCUGCACGUGCUGCCCACCCUUCCUAGCACUCUUUACUUGAGGAUCUCCCGAUGGGGCUCCAGGAGGAGACACCACCGAGGGUCCCGCACCUUCCUGGCUGACCACCAAAUGACUACCCCAGGCUGGCAUGCCCUGACGCUGCCCUCUAGUGGUUUGAGGGGUGAGGAGUCUGGUGUCCUGAAACUCCAGUUGGACUGUAGACCCCUAGAAGGCAACAGCACAGUUGCUAAACCACUGAGAUGGCUCCUGGACACAGCCGGACACCAUCGGCCCUUCCUGGAGCUUAAGAUAAGAGCCAGUGACCCUGGAGCAGGCCGGGCCAGGAGGAGGACCCCCACCUGUGAGCCUGGGAACCCCUUAUGUUGUAGGAGAGACCAUUACGUAGACUUCCAGGAGCUGGGAUGGCGGGACUGGAUCCUGCAGCCCGAGGGGUACCAGCUGAAUUACUGCAGUGGGCAGUGCCCCCCGCACCUGGCUGGCAGCCCAGGCAUUGCUGCCUCUUUCCAUUCUGCCGUCUUCAGCCUCCUCAAAGCCAAUAAUCCUUGGCCUGCCAGUACCUCCUGCUGUGUCCCCACUGCCCGAAGGCCUCUCUCUCUCCUCUACCUCGAUCAUAAUGGCAAUGUGGUCAAGACAGAUGUGCCAGAUAUGGUGGUGGAGGCCUGUGGCUGCAGCUAGCAAGGGGACCUGGGGAUAUGGAGUGAAGAAAUCAAGUUGAGGGUUCUCAAGCAAAGGGCAUCUGUCGCUGGAGGCAUCAGGUUCCUGAUCCACACCCCCAACCAAUAGCUACCUGACAGUAUGACUGGGUCAACCCCAUGGGAUCCAAAUGGUCACUUUCUUGUUCCAAACACUGGCUUAUUCUAGGCUGGUUGAUGUGUGGGGAGACGGUAAAGUGUUUCCUCUAAAAGAGUGUACCCAGAAAGCAUGGUUCCUACCCUAAGUCUUGUGAGAAGAUGAUAGGGCUAGGGAAGGAGGGAGGGGAGAAGAAUGCAGAGAAAAAUUACUUAGUCUCUCCCAAGGAGAGAGAGAAAGUCCUCAAGUGAGGGAAAGAAGAAGCAGGGAGGAUAUCACAGGCUGUGGGAGGGCAAACAGGCUGGCCCAGGGUGAGGACUUGUAGAAGUGCUUUAACAGAACGCCAAGGGGGAACGGGCAAGGUGCUGAGGGAAGAUGUCUAGGACAGCCCCAGAAGUGGGAGUCUAGAGAGAGGAUGCUAAGCCUAAGAAGUCCCAUGGUCUUCCCGAGGAACAGGACCUACUAGGGAGACAAGCAUUUAUAUUCUCUUAUUUGUGUGUGUAAAAAAGAUGUCUAUCUCACAUGAUUAGCUGACUACAUAGCAUUUAUACUUUCUUAAUAAAAUGAGAAUGAAAAUCAACAAGUGUGAAUUAUAAACAAGGGUUAGGGUGACAGUCCAGAGAAUAGUUCUCAAAAUGUGGUCUGGGGACCUCUGAGAGUUGCCUGAGACCCUUUCAGGGGUGUCUACAAAUUCAAAGUUGUUUUCAUAGUAACACUAAGAUGUUAUUUGCCUUUUUUAUUCUAUUUCAAAUGUGUACAGCAGAGUUUUCCAGAGGCUACGCAGCGUGUGAUUACAUCAUCUAACAUCACUGUUAAUGGAAUGUGUGCUUGCGUAUUCUUGUCUUACCAUUUUUUCAGUUUUAAAUUCUUAAUAUGGUGAACUGAUAGAUACAAACCAUAUGAACAAAAGCUCAAAAAUUUUUAGAGUAUAAAUGGGUCUCAGAACCCAAACCUUUUAGUAUUACUGAUCUACAGAGCCAAGUGGGGAGAAGAAAACAGCAUGUUCUAAGAGCUCCUCUUGAGCAAAGCUGGUAGCCCCAAUUACUUGGGAGGCUGAGGUAGGAGGAUUGCUUCAGGUUGGGCGUUCAAAGUUACAGCGCACUAGGCUCACACCUGGGAUAGCCACUGCACUUCAGCCUGGGCAAUAUGGAAAGACCCCAUUCUAAAAAUUAUUAAAGAGCUCCUCUGAAACGCGGGACAUGAGGCUGGAACGGGAGCAUGUGUCGUGUACCUUCUUUUUCAGGGACCAUUUCAGUGACUGAGCUGGCACCUAAGACUCUGGGUCCCAGAUCUUAAGCUAACUUCACCUUUUCUUCUCCCUCUUGACUACAGACUGACCAGUUAACCUUCCAGGCUCAAGGAGGUGGUCCUUGGAAGCAGAGCUAGAAUACACA
Nycticebus coucang (slow loris) is the source of this 4624-nucleotide messenger RNA. It is a transcript of the gene INHBE, whose product is annotated as inhibin subunit beta E. Gene Ontology annotation, molecular function: growth factor activity; hormone activity; cytokine activity. Gene Ontology annotation, biological process: SMAD protein signal transduction; BMP signaling pathway. Bases 2007 to 3116 code for a protein of 369 amino acids. The record is from RefSeq and is a predicted model, not a curated record. Gene Ontology annotation, cellular component: extracellular region. NCBI's taxonomy places the organism in Eukaryota, Metazoa, Chordata, Mammalia, Primates, Lorisidae. The transcript is spliced from 2 exons.